This is a messenger RNA of Carcharodon carcharias (great white shark), 2520 nucleotides long. RefSeq names its product equilibrative nucleoside transporter 1-like. Gene Ontology annotation, cellular component: plasma membrane. The transcript is spliced from 11 exons. The coding region runs from base 1 to 1386 and encodes 461 amino acids. Lineage: Eukaryota; Metazoa; Chordata; Chondrichthyes; Lamniformes; Lamnidae. The record is from RefSeq and is a predicted model, not a curated record. Gene Ontology annotation, biological process: nucleoside transmembrane transport; uridine transmembrane transport. Gene Ontology annotation, molecular function: nucleoside transmembrane transporter activity.
AUGAUAUCCAAGCUGCUGACCUGUGUUUCUCCCAUGAAUAGAUUCAAGGCUGUUUGGCUAAUCUUCCUUGUCCUGGGUCUGGGAACACUGUUACCCUGGAACUUCUUCAUGACAGCGAUUGGGUACUUCAAGUACCAGUUGCGGAAUGUGGAAGUUGGCACAGACCACCUGCAAGCCAAUGGGACGUACAGAGGAAAUGAGACAGCAGCCCUCCAGGAUAACUACCUUCAGGGAAAGUUUGGCAAUGUGAUGACUCUGUGCGCAAUGUUGCCAAUGCUGAUAUUCAGCUGCCUGAAUUCUGUCCUCCUGGAACGGAUCCCAGAGGUGGUUCGGAUCAGUGGAUGCCUCAGUGCUAUAUUCAUCCUCUUCCUCCUCACAUCUGUCCUGGUGAAAGUCUCUCUGGAACCCCACAUCUUCUUCAGCAUCACCAUGCUGACAAUUGCCCUCAUCAACAGUUUUGGAGCCAUUCUUCAGGGCAGUAUCUUCGGGUUGGCUGGGUUACUGCCCACUGCCUACACCACCCCGAUCAUGAGCGGCCAGGGAAUGGCAGGAACGUUCGCAGCAUUGGCCAUGAUCUGCGCGAUCGCAAGUGGCUCUUCCCAGAAUGAAAGUGCUUUUGGGUAUUUCAACACAGCCUGUGUGGUCAUCUUGAUUGCUAUCCUCACAUAUCUCGCACUCCCCCAUUUGGAGUUCUCUCGAUAUUACUUUAAUAAAGGGAAAAAUGAAUGGAAGAAGGACAACGAGCAAGAGAAGAUCUGCAAGAUCAACCUCAUCAUACAAGAUCAGGCCAGUGUUGGUGAAAGGAGAGCCUCUACACAUUUAAUGGAAAACACUAGCAUAGAGACAAACAAGAGUCCCUCAAUCUUCUCCAUCCUGAGAAAGAUCUGGCCCAUGGCAUUGCAGGUGUGCCUGGUGUUUAGUGUCACCAUUGGAGUAUUCCCAGCAGUAACUGUCGAUGCAAAGUCAACCAUUUCUGCUGAUGGAAAGUGGGGUAUUUAUUUCAUCCCGAUUUGCUGCUUCUUGUUAUUCAAUGUGUUUGAUUGGCUGGGCCGCAGUCUGACUGCCAUCUGCAUGUGGCCUCGGAAUGACAGUAAAUUCCUACCAGCCUUCGUGAUUGCUCGGGUAAUCUUCAUCCCUCUCUUCAUGCUGUGUAACGUGCAUCCUCGCCGACUGCCUGUAGUCUUCACCCAUGAUGCCUGGUAUAUUGUCUUCAUGGCCAUCUUUGCCUUCUCCAAUGGCUAUCUGGCCAGCCUCUGCAUGUGCUACGGACCUAAGAAAGUGAUUGCAAAAGAGGCAGAAACAGCUGGAGCCAUCAUGUCCUUCUUUCUGUCCCUUGGCCUGGCGACUGGAGCCUGUCUGUCAUUCUUGUUCCGUGGACUGGUCUGAUGGUGGGAUACCCCUGGAGUUCUGGGUCAGAGCUGUGGAAAGCCAAGUUCUCCGCUAUCACAUCCUGUUGUUUACCGCGUGAUUCAUUAUAUCAGUUCUCAUCAGCUGCCUUCCCAUUGAGUGUGUCUGUAUUUCUCACCAUCCCUCCCUCAUACUUCACUAACUGCCCACCCUUCUCACCAGCCUCCCUCCUUCUCCACCACCCAUUCUCCACCAACCUACCCCUCUCACUUCUCCCCUCUUCACUGCCGCUCACCUCUCUCUCCUUCACUCCCGCCCACCACCUGAGAUCUGCCCGACUCCCUUCUCUGCUCCAUACCCCUUCUCCCCACACAUACCCGGCCCACACCAGCUCAUGGAUGUGACCAGCAGCCUGAAGGGUUAUGAGGGGAAAGGGGUGGGUGGUGAAGGAAGCAGCUCUGGAUAGUACUGAUCACUGGGGACAUCCCAGAGCAAGCUGCAAGCUAACCUCUCUGGGGGCUGGCUGGGGGUGGAGGGAGGAUAUCAGGCCUCCUAUUGGAUGUGAUGGCCGGCCUCAGUACCAGCCUUACACAGGCCCAAUGCCCGCUCAAGGGCUAAGCCCAGUCACUGGAUUUUCUUUUCUACUUUCAUGGGAUGUGAGUGUCACUGGCAAGGCCAGCAUUUGUUGUCCAUUCCUAAUUGCCCUUGAGAAGGUACAAGAUGAAGGGAAAGGUCUUUGCAAGGCAGUGUCAUAGGGGUGUUCUUCUCCCCCGACCCUCGUGCCACCCCUCCUACUCUCCCACCUGCUCUCAGAUGAGUACCCCAACUUCGGAUCAGUCCUAUUACCUGGGCACUGCCCAAAGCACAAGCCCCAGCAAACACUCCCAUCCGCCAGCAACAUUUAAGAACCAGGGUGGGUGGUGUUGUGUGGGCUCCCAAAGUGGACUAACAUCAAUUAAUCCCUCUACAAGGAAAAAGAUGUGGGCAGGGGAGUGGUGAACUCUGACAGUAUUAAACAAUAGUAUAAGCCAACAUGUAUCAAAAUGUAUGGGUCCCAGGCUAUGUAGACAAGCCUGCCAGAGGACAGAAUCUCAGCAAUAACUCUUUCAAAUAGUUUUAAUAGGCUGUGUAUAUUUUUAUGUAUGUAAAAAUACAGCAUGCAAUCUAAUCCUU